Messenger RNA from Nilaparvata lugens (brown planthopper), 2352 nucleotides. It is a transcript of the gene Orc2, whose product is annotated as origin recognition complex subunit 2. NCBI's taxonomy places the organism in Eukaryota, Metazoa, Arthropoda, Insecta, Hemiptera, Delphacidae. The transcript is spliced from 9 exons. Gene Ontology annotation, biological process: DNA replication. Gene Ontology annotation, molecular function: DNA replication origin binding. The record is from RefSeq and is a predicted model, not a curated record. Gene Ontology annotation, cellular component: nuclear origin of replication recognition complex; nucleus. Bases 281 to 2227 code for a protein of 648 amino acids.
GGUUUGGUUUUACGCGGGAACAUGAUCGCAAAUCGUGAAAUUUUUGGUUAUUGCUUUUUGGUUAGGUUUGCAUGUUAUUGUUUUUGUUUGUAAUUUUAUAGAAAUGUAGAGGUAGUGUGAAAUAAUUAGCUUGAAAUUUUGGCAAAUAAUAUCAAAUCUUGAAACCCCUAAAUUUCACAAAAUAGUUGUACGCUAUUUAAAAAUAUUACUUUUCUUAGUUUAAUGAGUAGUUGCUCUAUCAAAUCUUAUCAAACUCUUGCAUGUUAAAACUAGUGUGACCAUGGCAAAUAAUAUGAAAUAUCAAAAUAAGCGAAAACAACGUGAAAACGUUGUUGUUGAAUUUAUUGAUGACUCCGAAGUGAAUCAUAUCUUGCCAAUAGAAGACCUACGAUUGAAAAUGGGUUCUAAAAGAAUGAAGCAUAAGGCUCUUGGGAAUGGAAAAUCAGACACUGAAAACUCUCCUUUAGCAUCCAGAAAGAAGCGAUUUUUGAAAAAAGACCAAACAAAUGACAGUGAUGAAGAUGAUGAUGACGAUUAUAGUCUCAAAAAAGACAUCAGGCCUGCUGCCUUGUUUGAGGAUGGCGACGUAGCAGGGAAAGUAAUGUUUGGUUUCCACACGCCAAAAAAGAAGAAUGCUAUGAUUGAGAAAGCAAGAUUGUCUUCGAGUAAAACAACCCCCAAGCACAGUCCCAGAACUCCGCAAGUGAUCGGCCUCACUCCGAAAACUAGACGAUCGAUAUUGGCCACCAAGGAACCGCAAAGUGUUGAUUACUCCAGCCCCGGUUGUUUGAAACGCACUGCUGAUAAACGCUCAGUUCGCAAUCCGUUAACGAAAAGCAGGCGAUCGAUAAUGUGGAAUGACGAUAACAUCAAAGAGACGUCCAGUCCACGUUCCAAAAAUGUUCUCAAAGAACAGAAUUGUGAUAGCAGUAUACCAGACACCAAGAUGCCUUCCACUCCUUAUAACAUUAGAACUCGACUCAAAUCAAAGAUAGCAGCAAAAGUUAUGGAAAGCGACAGCGAAGAGAGCGACGUUGAUCUGCCGUCAAGUGACAGUGACAGUGAUAAAUUCAAGAGUAGUGAAUCAAGUAGCUCUGACGAUUCAGACAAUGAAAAUGCAGAACAAGUUCCCGCUGGGAAAAAAUUGGAUAGGGUUUACAGUGAUUCAACCAGAAAAAAAGGGAGAGAUCUCACUUACGCGAUAAGUGUUGACGACUAUUUCAGUUCAACAUCUUCCAAGAAGAAUAAAACAUCAAAUCACACAUUGAGCAAAUUGAAAAGUCCACGUAUCAACGAAGAUCAACUAGCAAAGCUACUGAAACGCAGUCACUCGCAGUGCACUCACACUGCUGCCUUGCAGUCAUUGCACAAGCUAUGCAUUUCACAACACCACUUCGACAGUUGGUGCUUCUAUCUCAGAGAAGGCUUCAGCGUUUUGCUGUACGGACUUGGAUCCAAGAAAUUUAUUCUAGAUGAAUUUCACCAGAAAGUCCUCACUAAUGAAUAUGUUCUGGUUAUCAAUGGAUUUUUCCCAGGACUUUCCACAAAAGAGAUAGCUGAUUCAUUAGCAGAACUACUGAACAUGAAAGAUGUACCUUCACAACUGAACGAGGUUGUAGAAAUGUUAGAAAUAAGUUUGUCGCGUAAAUCAAGUCCCGAUAUAUUCUUGAUUGUCCAUAAUUUGGAUGGUGUAAUGCUGCAAUCGGACAAGGCUCAAUCGUUUUUGUCGAGCUUGGCUCGGCUGCCCAAAUGCCACCUCCUAGCAUCAAUAGACCACAUCAAUGCGCCUCUCAUGUGGGAUGAUAAAAAGCUCAGCAACUACAAUUUCAUAUGGGAAGAUUCGACAAACUACAAUCCCUACUUCGAUGAAACCAGCUUUGAAAAUUCGUUGCUUGUGAAGAACACUGGUGGCCUAGUCCUGUCAUCACUCAAAAGCGUCUAUCAGUCCCUCACGAAAAAUGGCAAGGAUAUAUUCAAACUGCUCGUCGAAGAUCAUCUAGCCAAUAAGAAGAAUAAGAAAUACUCAGGUCUAGGAUUCAGUGAACUGUAUUGGAAAUGCCGUGACAAUUUCCUUGUCAGCACUGAUUUGGCUCUCCGUAGUCAAUUGACUGAAUUCCUGGAUCAUCAGAUUCUGAAAUGGCGUCGAGACUGCGACCACCUGUUCAUUCCCAUCGAUUCCACUCUACUCGAGCAGUUUGCUAGUUGCAUCGAAGAGCAAGGCAUUUGAUCAACUUAUUUUUUCUGUUUUAUUGUUUAACUCAUCACUUAGUUUAUACUAGUAUUGAUCGUCAACUCAUUUACCAUGUCAAACAUAUUCAUUGUUUUAUUAUUAAAAUUGAACUUUUCUAAAAA